Molecule: messenger RNA, 2172 nt
Organism: Saccostrea echinata
Lineage: Eukaryota; Metazoa; Mollusca; Bivalvia; Ostreida; Ostreidae
Exons: 1
Coding region: 1-2172 (723 amino acids)
Biological process (GO): signal transduction
Molecular function (GO): protein binding
Source: RefSeq, a predicted model, not a curated record
AUGUGGAAAAAGUGUGGAGAGAGGCCAGGCCUUUUCCACAUAACAUUGAGUGCAUCACAAAAUCCACCAGCUCACCAGUUAACACAUAGGAUCAAAGUGGCAGAGAAACUCAUUCGAGAUUUCCCAGAGGGAUUCACUCGCCAAGCAUCUAGAAACUUGCUUGGAACUUUCUAUUUUUAUGAUAGUCAGUUUUCAAAGGCUGUCAAAACAUUUCAAGAAGUUCUUAAUAGAGAUUCAAAAUCACUAACUGCUUCUGCAAAUCUUGCGUUCGUUUAUCAGAGACUGAAGAUAAACUCUAAAGCAUCACAAUAUGAAUCUAAAGUAUCGAUAAAUGACCCAGAGGGCCAAGGCAUAGUUCUAGCUGAUCAAGCCUUUGCACUUUUAUUUGAUUGUUAUGUUGAAAAAGACAUUUUAGAUAGGAACAUACUUCCUAAAGAACUAUUUUGCCAAAGUCUGUUAAAGCUGGAAAAUAGUAAUCGUCAUCAGUACAUCACUGAGAUACAGUAUUGGCUCGGGGUAACGUGUAGCCGUCUGUACCGUCAGUGUCCCAAAAGAAAAGGAACAGAAACUUUAGCAAAGGAAUGUUACCUGAAAGGGAUUCAAUUAUUUACAGAGGUCAUUAAAUACGAAAGUAAUGGCGGACUUACUAAGGAAUUCGUAUCAACAUCAUGGGUCAAUAUAGGAAUUUUCUUGUCUAAAACUACAGAACACAUUGACGAUGAUAUAAAACGCCAUCUCCAGAAACUAGAUUUAUUGCAAUAUUUGCAAAAUCCCGAGAAAUGUUUUAAAUUAGCCCUACAAUGUGUGUCCGUUGAUGAAUCGCAGUGUCACUCAGAAUUACAACCUUCAAAUGAAGUAUUAAACAGAUAUGCUAUUUUUCUCAUGUCUAGUAAAAGAAACGAGGAAGCUUUAGCAAAGUUAAAUCAAUCUUUGUCUAUAGAUAAUAGCCAAGGAAACUGGUUUUCUCUGACAUUACGAGCUAAAGUACUGUCUAACCUAGGCAGGACUGAUCAAGCUAUUUAUGACUGGGAGAAGUCCUGUUCCUGGAAUGGGAUUCCUACAGACUGGUGUGAGUUGGCAAAAGCCUAUCAUUCAAAGUACAAGUCGUGUGUAAUUAGCGACCAAGACACUGCCCAAGACUGUCUUUUGAAAGCCUCUGAUUAUUUUUUGCGUGCUGUCCAAAACCUUUGGCAAGAAAAAAGACCAGAAAUACAUUGUGCAUAUGGGGAAUUUUUGCGCGAUAUUGGAGAAGUGCGAGAAGCCAUUGAAUGUUUCAAGAGAGCAAUUGAAGUUGAAACUCCUGACAAAGCAACACACAGCUUUUGCUUAUUAUUUGAAACUCUUCUCCAAUUCUACAAAAGUUGUAGAGAAAAUUCAGAAAAAACGGAAGAAGAAUUGAAUAAAUUAUUAGAUGAAAUGACGUACCUCUAUGACGUGGAAUUACGAAAACAUGGGGAUUUGAAAAAUGAAACGAAAAACUUCAUAAGAUAUUUUGAAGAAGAAAUGUCAUUAUUGACAGCUUACUUUAAGUAUUAUAGAAGUCAACCUGCAUUUUAUGUUGAUGGAAAGAGUUUAUCCAAUUUUAUCACAUCUACAGUGGAGCCUGAAAAUAUAGAAAAAUGGAUGACUUUGGUCGAAGAAAAUGUAAAACAAAUUCAUGAUCGAGACAAAUUUAAACAAGUUGAAAGUGUUUGUUCAAAAUGUGGCGGUGGUGGUAUCAGACGACAACUCUCAUUUUUUCCCGAACCACGAGUUAAACCUCGAAGUCUGCAAUACCCUUUUGAUUUCUACGUCAUAUUUUCACCACCUGAUAGGGAUUGGGUUUGUCACGUGUUGUUGCAAACCCUUGAGGUAUCAUACGGAUAUAAAGGUGCUGUGGCAGAGAGGGAUAUGAUUCCAGGUACUAACGAACUCUUUGAGAGGGUCUCUUUUAUACAAAACUGUCCCAAAAUACUUGUGAUUCUGCGCCAGGAGUUUGAAAAUUAUCCAGAGUGUAAUUUUGAAUUAGCUCAUGCUGUUCUCAGAAUGAAAGACAAAGACUCGGAGCGAAUUGUGGUUCCAAUAUGUCGAACCAUCAACGGCAUGCAUCCAGUGUUGAAAACAAUUACAUACUUAAAUGCGGUCGAUGACUGCAACUGGAAUAAACUCAUAAGAGCAAUAGAGUCAAAGUGA